Molecule: messenger RNA, 507 nt
Organism: Dunckerocampus dactyliophorus (ringed pipefish)
Lineage: Eukaryota; Metazoa; Chordata; Actinopteri; Syngnathiformes; Syngnathidae
Product: pro-cathepsin H-like
Biological process (GO): immune response
Cellular component (GO): lysosome
Molecular function (GO): cysteine-type endopeptidase activity
Source: RefSeq, a predicted model, not a curated record
AUGUACCACUUUGUUCCAAAUCACAACAAAGUCUACGACAGCGAGGAAUACUUCCAUCGCCUCCGCAUCUUUAAAAAAAAUAAGAUAGUGGAUGGCCAUAAUGCUGAGAGUCACACCUUCACAAUGGACCUGAAUCAGUUUUCAGACAUGACAUUUGAAGAAUUCAGGAAAUUCUUCCUGCUACAGGAGCCUCAGACAGAGGAGGACUACCCUUUUUAAGUCUAUGAUGACACUUGCCACUUCCAUCCGCCGCUCGCCGACGCUUUUGUCCAAGAUGUGGUCAACAUUACGAGUGAGCGAUUUACUCUGUGCGAGAACACAGCCAACACGGUGAAUUACGCCGUCCUGGCCGUGGGUUACAACGUUGACGACAACAACGCAACAUAUUGGAUUGUGAAGAACUCAUGAGGCGCCGCCUGGGGAAUGGAUGGAUAUUUUAUGAUUGAGCGAGGAAAAAACAUGUGCUGACUGGCGGCCAGCGCUUCCUACUCACUUCUUGUGGUUUGA